AUGAUUGAUCCCAUUCUCGCAAAGCUGGAUGGUCCGAACAAGGACCCGGCGUUCGAGGAUGAGAGGAACUGUAUCGUGUUCUGGGGUCGGCCGCCGCAACAUAUCCGUGAUAUGAUUGGGGAGAUUCAAGAGGAGCUGCGUAGCGUAGCGCCUGAUCUAUGGUUCAUGCCUCUUCAAAAUCUGCAUAUCACUGUGCUAGAAGUAGUCUUCUCCCUCACCGAGUCAGAAGUCAACAAAAUAGUCUCGACUUUGCUUCAAGACGGCGCAGCAGAGAAAAUCGCAAACACGACCCUGCAAUUCCGGCCUCGUCUCGUCAAGCCCAUGAUCAGUUAUGAUGCCGCUGCCAUGGCGCUUAGUUUUGUGCCUGCCGCCGGGGAAGGCGAAGGCAAGACUGUGGAUGAUGAUAAAUUCACAUACCAUCAUUUGCGCAGACAUGUAUAUGACAAAGUCCUCGCAGCGGGCGUGAAGCCUGCGUCCAGAUAUGCGGUUCCCUCGGCGCAUCUGACUAUAGCACGGUUCAUAAAUCAGAAUGGUUUCGUCUCAGACGGCUCAUUCGAUCGUGAGAAGGCGAAGGAAGUGAUCGAUAAGAUUGAGAAGAUCAAUGAACUAUUGCAAACUAAGUAUUGGCCGACGGAAGCAGGUGUGCCGGAGGGAGGUGAAUGGACGAUUGGUCAAGAAAAGGGGCUUGAUUUUCGAAAGGGGACAUUGUGGUAUGGUGGUGGAGAGACUAUUGUGCUUGGAAAGGGGCACUGA
Molecule: messenger RNA, 753 nt
Organism: Talaromyces amestolkiae
Lineage: Eukaryota; Fungi; Ascomycota; Eurotiomycetes; Eurotiales; Trichocomaceae
Exons: 2
Coding region: 1-753 (250 amino acids)
Source: RefSeq, a predicted model, not a curated record